Molecule: messenger RNA, 957 nt
Organism: Chaetomium globosum CBS 148.51
Lineage: Eukaryota; Fungi; Ascomycota; Sordariomycetes; Sordariales; Chaetomiaceae
Exons: 4
Coding region: 1-957 (318 amino acids)
Biological process (GO): protein transport
Source: RefSeq, a predicted model, not a curated record
AUGCCGGCGGCAGCUCAUAGGGUGAGACUAACUGGCGGGAACAGACAUGCUCCCCUGAGACCGUACCUUGUCAAGCUCGGGAUGAAGGCUCAGAUGAAGUCCCACGAGGAAGAAGAAGCGCGAGCGGAGGCGGAACACCAAGCUAAGAUUUCGGCCAACGAGCUGCGUGGGAGGGUCAACAUCCCCGAUGACACGGACGACGAGGACGAGGCCACGGCCGAGGCGUCUGGGCCCGACUGGGGCAAGAAGGCGAGGAGGAGGCAACGCGAUAUGAUUAAGAAACUUUUGAAGGCCGAGGAACAACGGCUGCAGGAGAACCAGGAGGAAUUGGAGGAUAAAGAUAUCGAAGAGUUCUUGGUGGUGACGCAUGGUUCCGGGCUCUCAAACCUUUUCCCAUUAUGCGACCUCAGAUUCCCCGGCAAGCUAACUCCUCCCCAGCCGCUAAGAACUUUGUCGACUGGUACUACCGCCAGAUCAACGAUACCAAGUCAAUCUCCCCAGGUUACGUCAACGGCCACGCAGCCUAUGACAGGGCGGGCCACCCGCCCCGCCGACAUCUGCAUCAAUGGCCUGGUAGUCGCGACGCCACAGGAAUGGGAGGCGCUACUCAAGCAACAAGAAUACGCCCCCAAGCAGCCCGACCCGAACAAACGGCGCGUGCGGUACGACGUCGAGGGCUACAACGUGCACGUCAUCAACGCAGACUACCGCUUCGGCGCAUCGCAGAAGAUGCUCGACUUACACUCUCCAACCGACGGUGUGCGCAUGAUGAUGGCCUUGACCGUUUCCGGCACGGUGUACUUUGGGACGAGCAAGAACGCAGGGGACGACUACUGGGAGAAGCAGACGUUUCACGACAGGUUCAUUCUGGUACCGAACUGGGAUGUGCUCGAGAAGGCCGGGCCCAAAUACGGAAGGAGAUAUCUGAUCAUGUCUCACAACUACCGGGCAAACUAG